AUGAAGGGAUUCGCAACCGCCGCGCUCGCGGUAGCAGCCGCCACUACGGUGCUCGCGCAACAAUGCGCCGAUGUCAUUGUCCCCCGCUACCCUGCCCCUCAGGUCGCCGCUGGCUGGCAAGCACAGCUCGUCGCCAAUGGCUUCAAGAAGCCUCGGACAAUCCACGUUGAUAGCCAGGGUGCUCUGCUCGUCCUGGAUGCAGCUGUUGGUGUUUAUCGCGUCACAUUCAAGGACAAUGGCGGCACAUGUCUAUCGGUGAUUGAGAGCAAGCUCCUGGUCAACAACACAAGGCUCACACAUGGCAUGGCCUUUUCAGAAGAUGGCAAGACGUUGUACGCCUCCUCCGUCGACCAAGUCCUCGCCUGGGCCUACGACGCAGCAGCCGGUACCGUCAACGCAGAGCCCGCCGUCGUCAUUGAUAACAUGGCAAACAAUGACCAGACCACGCGCACCUUGGUCAUGUCCAAGGCCUCGAGCAACUGGCUCGUCGUCUCCCGUGGCGUCGAUGAGAACUUUGACAUUGACGCGCUCGAUGCCACCAGCGGUCACGCUCAGGUCAAGGCCUUCGACCUGAGCAAGUCUGGCAACAAUCCCUUUGACUUCAACACUGAUGGGAAGCUUCUCGGCUGGGGCAUCCGCAACGCCGUCGCCGUCGCCGAAGACCCGGUCACCGGUAACGUCUGGGCUAUGGAUAACUCCAUCGACGAUAUCACGCGCAACGGCGUCGACAUCCAUGCCAACAACCCCGGCGAGGAGCUGAACCUGCUCGGUACCAUUGCAAACGAGACCGACGCCGGAAACUACGGAUACCCGCGGUGCUUCGCCGUCUGGGAUACCAGCAUCCCGCUGAACAGCUCCCUCACCGUCGGCGACCAGUUCUCCAUGGAGCAGAACACGACGAUGAAUGAUACCCGCUGCCACAACGACUACAUUGCUCCCCGCCUCACCUUCCAAUCGCACUCGUCUCCCGUUUUCCUCAAGUUCAGCAACGACGGAUCAACCGCCUUCAUAUCUUUCCGCGGAAGCUUCAACCGCCCCGACCCCGUUGGCUACGCCCUCACCGCAGUCGAUUUCUCCAACGGCGAGCCUGUGGCGAGCAGCGACUCGACCGACACGCUCAAGAACAUUAUGUAUAACAAGGACCUCAGCACCUGCCCCGAUCAGUGCUUCCGCCCCGUCGGUCUCGCGUGGGACUCCCAUAACCGCCUGUUCAUGACGUCCGACUCCACGGGCGAGAUCUACAUCCUACAACAAAACAACACCACGCCGACGUCGACGACGCCUGGCACCAUAGUCACCGCGACUGCUAAGCCCAAUGCUGCUAGUGGCUUUGCCUCUUCGCUUGGUCUUGGUUUCGCUGCGUUGGUCGCGGCAACCUUCUUCUCUUUCUAG
Messenger RNA from Colletotrichum orchidophilum, 1392 nucleotides. Its product is annotated as glucose sorbosone dehydrogenase. NCBI's taxonomy places the organism in Eukaryota, Fungi, Ascomycota, Sordariomycetes, Glomerellales, Glomerellaceae. Bases 1 to 1392 code for a protein of 463 amino acids. The transcript has 3 exons. The record is from RefSeq and is a predicted model, not a curated record.